GCUGGCUUCCCUCUCCCGCAUAUGUGUCUAGUCCUACAGUGAAGCGACUGAUACGGCGGCAAGGCGGCAGAAAAAAUUGGGGUUUAGUGCCGCUGCGAAAUGGCUGGACAGCAGUUUCAGUACGACGACAGUGGCAACACUUUUUUCUAUUUCCUCACGUCCUUUGUGGGACUAAUAGUCAUCCCAGCCACCUAUUACCUCUGGCCCCGGGAUCAGAAUGCGGAGCAAUUGCGGUUGAAGAGUUUACGAAGAGUUCAUGGAAGAUGUCUGUGGUAUCGCCUUCGGCUUAUGAAAUCACAGCAGAGCAUUGUUCCAACACUUAAAAAAGCAGCCCUAUUGUUUGGGUGGGCAGUAUUUCUUUUCCUGGCCUAUAAGGUGUCUAAAUUAGAUCGAGAGUACCAGGAGUAUAACCCCUAUGAGGUCCUCAACUUGGACGCGGGGGCAUCUGUUGCUGAGAUUAAGAAGCAGUACAGAGUUCUGUCUCUAAAACACCAUCCUGAUAAAGGUGGAGAUGAGGCCAUGUUCAUGAAGCUUGCUAAAGCUUACUCAGCUUUGACAAAUGAGGAAUCACGGAAAAACUGGGAGACAUAUGGCAACCCUGAUGGCCCAAGAGUGACGAGUUUUGGAAUCGCUCUUCCUGCGUGGAUUGUUGACCAGAAAAACUCCAUGCUGGUGCUGCUGGUCUAUGGGUUGGCUUUUAUGGUCAUCCUUCCUGUGGUUGUGGGCACAUGGUGGUACCGUUCCAUUCGCUACAGCGGUGAUCAGAUCCUGAUCAACACAACUCAGCUUUUUAUGCACUUUAUGUACAAAACACCUACAAUGAACAUGAAACGAUUGGUGAUGGUGUUGACAGCAGCAUUUGAGUUUGAUCCUCGUAGUAACAAAGAGGCCAUUAUAAGACCAACAGACAACAUAGAAGUUCCCCAGUUGAUUCGGGAGCUGGGGAAUAUUAAUGUUAAGAAGAAGGAGCCUCCGUUCUGCUAUCCCUACAGCCUGAAGGCUCGAGUCUUAUUACUUACACACCUUGCCAGGAUGGAUGUUUCUGAGAACAUAGAGGAGGAUCAAAGGUUUGUGGUGAAGAAGGGCCCUGCUUUACUACAGGAAAUGAUCAAUGUUGGCUGUCAACUCACUAUGAUGGCAACCAGUAGAGGAGGCCUUCGGGCCCCCAGGCUGACGUCCAUAGAGAACUGCAUGAAACUGUCUCAGAUGGUGGUUCAAGGACUGCAGGAGGCCAAGUCUCCUCUCCUGCAGCUGCCCCAUUUUGAAGAGGAGCACCUCCGAUACUGUAUCUCUAAAAAGUAUAAGGUGCGGACGUUGCAGGAUCUGGUCAGUCUGAGAGACUCUGACAGGAGAAACAUGCUGAGAUUCCUUGGGGAUGAGAAGUAUGAUGAGGUCAUGGCAGUCCUCGGGAGCUUCCCCUAUAUCAACAUGGAAACUAAACUUCAAGUAUUGGACGAUGAAGAUAGCAAUAACAUCACAGCAGGAUCCAUUGUCACAGUUACGGUUACCUUGACAAGGAAGAGAAUGUCUGAGAUGUUCGAGAAAGAGGAGAAUGCACCUCUACCUACAGAGGAAGCUAAUACAGAGGAGCAAGGUGAUGCCAAAAACAAAACAAAAGUUUGGCAAAAUAAGAAUAAAGGAGCUAAAAAAGCUGCCAAGUCCAAAAAGAAGAAACUGACUAAGAAGAAACCAGUCACCCAACAGCAAGCAAAAGGAGACAAGGCCAAACAGGCCAAUGGCAAUGUGGCAGGAAAUGAAGUUGCUGCAUCAAAAGAGGAAGAGGACGAUCUCUCUGAUAAAGGCAGUGAAUCCGACGAAGCAGAGGGAAAUAAGGACUCACCCAGCGAGAGAGAUGAGGAGAGUGACAAGCAGAGUGACACUGAGAUGGACGAGAUUGCCGGAGAUGAUGAGGAGGAAUGGGAGGCCCUACAACAGAGCAUUCAGCGUCGUGAAAGGGCGCUAUUGGAGACCAAGUCUAAGGUCACACACCCUGUCUACAGCCUGUACUUUCCUGAGGAGAAACAGGAGUGGUGGUGGCUCUACAUCGCAGAUAGGAAGGAGCAGACACUGGUGUCUAUGCCCAAUCAUGUGUGCACACUCAAAGACACUGAGGAGGUUGAACUGAAAUUCCCCGCUCCAUCCAAAACCGGAAACUAUCAAUAUUCUGUGAUUCUCAGAUCAGAUUCAUUCAUGGGAUUAGAUCAGGUCAAGCCACUCAAGCUGGAGGUUCACGAGGCGAAGGCCAUGUUGGAUAACCACCCACAGUGGGAUAUCCCAGAAACUGAGGAAGAAGAGGAUGACCCAGAGGACAGUGAUGGCAUUGAGGAGUCUGAGGAAGACGAAGAAGACAACGACUAAACCAGUCAUUUCAUGCAAACUUGAGCACAGCUCAUACACCCAUGUGCCCACUCAUGCGUGCACGCACACACACACACACACACACACACACACACACACACACACACACACACACACACACACACACACACGCUCCCACACACCCACAUAGCCCCAGACCGUUGCCAUCUUCUGGGCCGCCACACACCGGAGGCAAACAGGAGACAAGGACGUUGACGCCCCCUCUUCCUGUUUAAAACCCUCAUGAAUCGCAAAUCUGUCUGAACCGUUUAUUUUGCCAAUCAAAACAAGACUUAAGGAACUGUUGGUUAUCUUUCCCUGCGUUCAUCCAGUCGUUAUCGGUGGGAUGUCUCAGUGGUUAUGUGUGGGGUCCAGCUGUGUUUCAUAUUCCUCUCCACUUGACGAAAAACAUGUCUGACCAACCAAUGCGUCGGAAAAAAUAAAAACCAGAGUACCGCUGAAAAAUCACACACCUCAUGACUGUCAUUUUUCAAUGUCAUGUCCGUUUAUGCUUCAAGGGUGUUUUCUACCUUAUCAUUUUGUAGUUUAUUAGAUAUCAAAUUUACCAGGUGUUUCCACUUUUACGAGGCUGUGUGAAGUGUAAUCUGGAGUGAGCACAAGGACUUGUUACGCUCGGAGCUGCUUGAGCGAGAGUUAUGGGCGAAGGAGCCGCACCGCUGUGGGUUGCACCUCAAAUUGUCUCCAUUGUCCUGAAGUGUGGAAAUUCAAUACAUUUAUAAAUCUCACCUAUCUUAACUACUUCCAGCUUCUCAUCACGAGCACAGGUUGUCUCAGCCUCACAAAAAUGACUGCAGACAUUCCACAGCCAGGUCUACUGUUUAGUCCUGAUUUAACCUUUAAUGUUGCUUUACCUAUAACUAUUGUUCCGCUGUUUCACAAAUAAGCGGGUAGAUAUCAGACUGAUUUCUUGCCACUGUGUACUAACAUGGCCUCAUUUUUUUUUUAAACUUCCUCUAGGACAAUUCAAGUUUUUGAAUAUUGAAAUGUGAAUUUUUUUCCCCUUAUAUAUUUAUCCCACUGACUUUUUGAACUGGAAACAGAAAAUUCCCCACUGUUACUGACUGCAGUUGUUACAAAGAGUCCGUGUUUCUAGCGUGAAUGUACACAAGUACAGGUCUUUUCCCAUCAAUCUGUUGGCCAUAGGGCUUUGAAAGACAGGUGGGUGGAAUUAAAACCAAAAUAAAUGAUCAAAUGACAUAUAGGACUUUUGGCUUCCCAUAGAUCUGUAUUCCUCAGUUAUUGAUAGUUUAGCUUGAUUUUGUUUUAAUUUUUUUAUAUAUAUAUUGUUUUACAUUCCACUCUCAUCAAAUAUGAAUGCCUUAUUCAAUGUAUACAAUUUGUAGUGGCCACAAAUAUUGGAAAUGGUUUGUGAUGCAAAAACACCAAUAUAAGUGAUGGGAAUAAUCGAGGGUCAGUGUUUAUUUCUGUAAAGUGUGGAGGGAUGGCAACAGGGCUUAAAAUUAAGAGUAGAUUUUUUUGGAUAUGAUUAUUUUCGUUCCAUUUAAAUGUUAUUUUGCACCAGUGGAAGGUCUGACAGCGUAUUGGAAGUGCUGAUUUAGUGGUUGUGAAAAUACUAGUCUGGUCUUUUUAUUUAUCAAUCAGUGGGAGAGGUGACUGAUAUGAAAUUAUUUGAAAUGUAGAAAUGCGUAUGAAUGAUAAUCUCCAUUUAUUGUUAAAAAAAUGUUAUCAUGAAUUUAUGACAGGAAAUUGGAUUUUCUUGUUUGUUCCCAAUAACUAAUGUAUGUAUUUUAUAGUUACAUUUGGAAAAUUGCCAACAUCCGUAGAAAAUUAUUUGACUUAUUUCCCCUCGCGUUCAUUAGCAUAAACACAAUGUAAUCUUUAUUGACAUAAAGAAAGUGUCAUGUUCUGGCUGCAUGUAACUCACACAUUCACAACCAAUUUUAUAAAAUAAUAAAGGUUUUACAGAUAAAUAGACAUUUUAGUAUUAUAGCUCCAAAAAAGAUUGUAGCUUCAGAAUUCAUGCUGUGACUGAAGCACACAGAUUAUGAGAAAUUUCUCCGCAUACACAGAGAAACUCACCGGCCAGAAAAAGGGGUGAAUUGCCUAGUAAACAGUAUCUGCCACUUUUGUUUACAAGAAAACUGUCAUUGUAAAUGGAAAAUAUAUAUUAUUUGUAUUUAAAUAAUUUCAAAUAAAAUAACUUUUUAAAUGA
Messenger RNA from Rhinichthys klamathensis goyatoka, 4552 nucleotides. RefSeq names its product SEC63 homolog, protein translocation regulator (gene sec63). Gene Ontology annotation, molecular function: RNA binding; transmembrane protein transporter activity. NCBI's taxonomy places the organism in Eukaryota, Metazoa, Chordata, Actinopteri, Cypriniformes, Leuciscidae. The record is from RefSeq and is a predicted model, not a curated record. Gene Ontology annotation, biological process: SRP-dependent cotranslational protein targeting to membrane; post-translational protein targeting to endoplasmic reticulum membrane. Bases 100 to 2358 code for a protein of 752 amino acids. The transcript is spliced from 20 exons. Gene Ontology annotation, cellular component: Sec62/Sec63 complex.